Messenger RNA from Lithohypha guttulata, 414 nucleotides. RefSeq lists its product as uncharacterized. The transcript is spliced from 2 exons. The record is from RefSeq and is a predicted model, not a curated record. NCBI's taxonomy places the organism in Eukaryota, Fungi, Ascomycota, Eurotiomycetes, Chaetothyriales, Trichomeriaceae. Bases 1 to 414 code for a protein of 137 amino acids.
AUGCGCGAUUUCUUUGGCUCAAACGCCCUGGCCCCACAAAAGGAAGCCUGGACCAACCGAUAUCUUCUAGACAUGGACGGUAAUGCUCUCAGUGGUCGAUUCUACACACUCUUAGAGAGUCUGAGCCUGCCGCUCAAAGUCGCCUACUAUCGUGAGUGGCACAUGUCUAGAAUUAUACCUUGGAAACAUUUUGUACCAUUGACAGCUACAACGGAUGAGUACGAUGAGAUCUUACGAUUCUUUGAAGAAGAGGACGAUGGUCGCAGAACUGCUGAAAGACUAGCAAUUGAAGGGCAUGAGUGGGUCAAGAAUGUUGCUCGAAAAGAAGACAUGGAAGUAUACAUGUUUCGACUUCUACUUGAGUAUGCAAGAGUCAUCGACGAUGAUCGUCUGCAUCUCGGCUUCAAGCAGUAA